AUUUGUGCCACAACUAAAUUCGUCCCCUCUCUCAAGUGCCUACGUUGGUUCCGUCUUUGUCCCUCGCUGCCACCUUCUGCUAGCACGAUGAAAGGGAGUUUUCCAUCUCGGGUGUCUGUGUGGAUCAGCUCGACGUAUCGCUUUGCGACAGACAGAAACGACUUUAGGAGAAAUCUUCUGGUUAACCUGGGUUUGUUUGCCGCUGGAGUCUGGGUCGCUAGAAACCUCUCAGAUUUCGACUUGAUGUCUCCUCAGCCGGUGACUUAACCGUAGCCGCUGAUCUUGACCAAAAACAGGAUGAUUAAAUCUUGGACCAACAAAGAAGAAGUGAGGGACAUGAUGAAACACUUGGAAAACAAAAUGUUUUUGUUUACAUGACAUUUUUUUUUUCUCCUAUGUACACUAGUGUCAUCUCUAUUUUCUUUGAUGUACAGAUUGAAUUUGCCCCAAACUCUCCCACAAAAGACUUUAUUUUCAUUAUUUUAUCGCAACCAUGACAGUGGAGGACCUCUUUGUCUCUGCAGCCCGUAACUCUCUGCGUUCUGGUAGAAAGGGUCUCUCCGUGGCUCAAAGUCUGAAUCUUGCUGCUCAGGUCUUGACUGUGGAUCUGGGGCUGAAGCCUGCUCUCCUGUACGACAGCAACGCUGCCUGUGCCGAACAGCUCCAGCGGUACCUGAGCUGCCUACGGUCUCUCCAGCUCGUGUCUCAAUCCCUCCUCACGCUGGAUUUAAAUGGAAACAGUCUCAUUAUCAACGCAGAUGCCCUCAGAUCUAAUUUAGAGAAGAUGCUUUGUGACGGUGGUCCGCCUGUUGUAAAUGUCUCUGUGUCUUUGGAGAAGCCCACCAUCUCUAAUGCUCAGAGAAGAUGGCUGACAGGUGUGGUGGCAGAUUUUCUGCUCCUUCUGGAGGAGUUUCAGCGACACGACCAGGCUGAUAAACCUCUUCAUGUUGGGGAGAAAUCUGAAGAUUGGAACCUGUGCACCAUAUUUGGUCUCUUACUGGGUUACCCAGUCACCUACUGGUUUGAUCAGGCCAGGAGCUUUGAAAACUGUCUGUCCAUGACGCCGCUGGUGGUGGCUACGGCAUCAGCAGCAUGGCAGACGGACGGCAACGCUCACAGGUUCUGUCUGUAUUCGUUCAGUGUUCCCGCCGCUCUGCAGGAGGAGACUCAGCCCGAGCUGGAGAACUGGAGGUUCAGGCUGCAGGAGAGAUUUGAGCAGCAAAGCAUCAUGAAGGAUCUCAGUAUCAGUCAGUCCACAGUCACUCUUCCCUCCAUCUGUUUGUAAUUCAAUAACAAAGUUAGGUUUAAAAUGAAAUAAAAUGCUCUUGAAUCCGA
Messenger RNA from Gambusia affinis (western mosquitofish), 1335 nucleotides. It is a transcript of the gene tomm6, whose product is annotated as translocase of outer mitochondrial membrane 6 homolog (yeast). Gene Ontology annotation, cellular component: mitochondrial outer membrane translocase complex. The transcript has 3 exons. The coding region runs from base 88 to 267 and encodes 59 amino acids. Lineage: Eukaryota; Metazoa; Chordata; Actinopteri; Cyprinodontiformes; Poeciliidae. The record is from RefSeq and is a predicted model, not a curated record.